Molecule: messenger RNA, 927 nt
Organism: Ceratitis capitata (Mediterranean fruit fly)
Lineage: Eukaryota; Metazoa; Arthropoda; Insecta; Diptera; Tephritidae
Product: serine/threonine-protein kinase prpf4B
Exons: 2
Coding region: 122-853 (243 amino acids)
Source: RefSeq, a predicted model, not a curated record
CCGCAUUUUUAUCUAAAUAGUGGCAGCUUUGGUUAAAGUACGUCUUUUAUUUUUGUCAUUAAUUUUUGUUCACAUUUAACAAGUUCUGCCCACCCGGUAAAAUAAAUAAUCACAACAAAUCAUGCGAGAAAGUGAAUCAAAGAGCUCACGAAGAGAUCGUGACCGCGACCAUGGAAGAGAUAGGGAUAGGGACCGGGAGCGUGAACGCGAUCGUGACAGAGACCGAGAAAGAGAGAGGGACCGUGACCGCGACCGCGACCGGGAUCGAGAACGCGAUCGACAUUAUUCACGCAAAUACCAUUCUGAAUCCAGGUCACCUUCACGCAGCAGUCGGUUGAAAAAGAGCAAAAAAUCCAAGAAAUCAAAAAAAUAUUCAAGACGCAGUCGUAGUAGUAGCAGUUCAGCAUCCUCUACUUAUUCUGUUGCUAGUCGUACCAGUCGCAAUUCUCACAAAUCUCGUUCACAGGCCAGAAGUACACGGGCACCCAGUUCUGAAGAGAAUUCCCGUACAGCAGCGUCGGCAGCAUUAGCUGUGGCGUCACUGAAAGGUGUAGAUUCUAUUGACGUACAAGUACGAAAAGCGUUAGAUGCAAUUGAGGAAGAAGCCUUCCAACCACAGGCAUUUUUCAGCACACGUGAUAGAGAAGCACCAGAAAAGAAACCACUACCCGAAAAAGUGAUAAUCGAUUUGGAAUCACAAACAGUGAAAUUACCUAAACCAGCAGAUAUCGCGAAAGAUGCCACUGCCGAGGAGAAGAUCUUUCAUCCUAAUUUCAUUGGCGACGCUGAACUGAAGGCAGAAAAAUGGUUACGCAAACUAUUCAAUUACCGGCAAAGAUAUUAUCAGGAAUAGUUGUAACAUAUCUUAUCAUUGAAAACAUUUCUUAAUUGCAUUAAAUAAUAAAACAAAUUGAAAUAAUUAUUAGA